CUUCUGCACACGUCUCUACUCAAUUUGGAGCCGGCCGGCGUGUGCAAAAGAGGUGUAUCCGAAGACCCGUGUGUAAAGCCGCGUUUCCAAAGUGUAUAAAACCGGGAGCAUCUGGCCAAUGUGCAUCAGUUGUGGUCAGCAGCAAAAUCAAGUGAAUCAUCUCAGUGCUCUUAAAGGCCUAAAUAGCCCAUCUCUACCUUUUGUGAAGUGAACAAGUUCGCCGAAAACCAACUACAUCAAGAUGCCUUGCCCAUGCGGAAGCGGUUGCAAAUGCGCCAGCCAGACCACCAAGGGAUCCUGCAACUGCGGAUCUGACUGCAAGUGCGGCGGCGACAAGAAAUCCGCCUGCGGCUGCUCCAACUAAGCUCUCCCUUAUGGAUCAUCUGGAGAGGAUGACGCCGCCUUUUGUCUUUGAACUGAUUUCUGAAUAAUUUCCGAUAAAAAGCCCAAUGUUUUUUCAUCUACUUCCCCUCCAAUUUAUGUCAAAUUAAAGUAAUUGAAACCUAA
Molecule: messenger RNA, 507 nt
Organism: Drosophila erecta
Lineage: Eukaryota; Metazoa; Arthropoda; Insecta; Diptera; Drosophilidae
Product: metallothionein-1
Exons: 2
Coding region: 242-364 (40 amino acids)
Molecular function (GO): metal ion binding
Source: RefSeq, a predicted model, not a curated record